AGAGAGAGAGAGAGAGAGAGAGAGAGAGAGAGAGAGAGAGAGAGAGAGAGAGAGAGAGAUGGGAUCGUAUGGGACUCUGAAGGUGUCGGCCCUCAAUGGGGUCAAGGUAUAUAAUGUUGCGGGAGGGCGGAACAUUCCGCAGUGGCUGUCAGAAAAAGACAAGCGUGGGCUGAGGAAGAACAAUGAUUAUCUUCGAAGAAUUGAGCUUGUCCAGGACAUGGAAUUUGACACCGCAGCAACGCGCAUAAAGUGCACUAAGGAUGGCGAGUACAUUAUUGCAACAGGUGUUUACCCUCCCCAAAUACGCACAUUCGAGUUGAGUCAGCUAUCUAUGAAGUUUCAACGUAACCUCGACUCUGAGGUGGUUGAUUUCCAGGUUUUAAGCGAAGAUUUCUCUAAACUUGUUUUUAUCUGCAGCGACCGCUCUGUCCACUUCCAUGCCCGAUUUGGCGCGUACUUCAAGACCAGAGUGCCCAGGGUUGGCCGGGAUCUGACGUAUGACACAGCUUCCUGCAACCUCCUCGUUGCAGCAUCUUCCCCUCAAGUGUAUAUCAUUAACCUUGAACAGGAUCUCUUGCGAAUUCAUGGACUGAUUGCGUGUGCCGGGGAGGACGGCGCGCUGGAAUGCUUCGACUUGAGGCAGAAAUCGUCGGUGGCCAGACUUGCCGCUUGUGCUACGGCAGGAUUUGGCACGCAGGAAUUGACCGCCGUACGUUUUGAUGAUCUGGAUGGCUUCGUGUUGGCAGUGGGAACAAGCGGAGGCAAUGUUCUUUUGUACGAUCUGCGCUCCUCGGUCCCGCUCAGGACAAAGGACCACAUGUAUGGAAGUCCAAUUGUUGACAUCAAAUUCCACAACACACCCACGAACGCUACUCGCUACGUUAUUUCUUCAGACAAAAGAGUUUGCAGAAUCUGGGAUCCAGCAACGGGAUCAAAUUUCACAAGCAUCGAACCCGGCGAAGGGGACAUCAACGACGUCUGCGUUGUUGGGAACAGCGGGCUGAUCUUCGUGGCGCUAGAUUCCCCACGAAUGCAGAACUACUUCAUUCCGUCCCUUGGGCCAGCUCCAAGAUGGUGCUCUUUCCUUGAGAACUUAACGGAAGAACUUGAGGAGGACAAGCAAGCUGCUGUGUACGACGACUUCAAGUUUGUGACGAGAGAAGAAAUAGAGAAGCUCAAUUUGACGAAUCUGAUCGGCACAAACCUCCUCCGUGCGUAUAUGCAUGGUUACUUCAUGGAUCAUCGGCUCUAUCACAAGGUCAGACGCAAGCUGCCUAAGGUGAAUCGUGAGCUGGCUGCCAGACUGAUGCGCGAAUCUGAGCAGCUGGGAGAUAAGUCAAAGAAGAAAAAGGCAGGAGUGGCUGCUAGUCUGCUGAGCGAUGAGCGUUUUGCAUCCAUGUUCAAGGAUAAGGCUUUUGCGGUUGACGAGAAAGAUCCGGAGUUCAAGGCGCUUAAUCCUACGCUAUCGCAGAACAAAUCCAAAUUGGUCGACGAGCACUUCGAUCUGGUCGGCAGAGAUGACGAGGGCAGCAUGGAAAGCACUGACGAUGGCGACAGUGACGCUUCGGCUUACGGUUCGGACGAUGACGGUCGCAAGAAUGUGAAGGAAUGGGAUAAGAAACACGGUUUUGGGGCUAAGGAGAAAAUGAUGGGACGCAAGCAGCAGCCAGGCGGGAGAAAGGAUGCAGGGCCAAGAUUUUAUGAAAUCAAAGAUGAGGAGCAUGCACAGGCAUUCCGCAACAAUCAGUCGGUUGCGGCAAUUCACGCGAUGACGCUUGAAGAACGCCUAGCCGCAAACAAGACGGGAAAGGAGUCAAACGCGAUGGGUGCGAACACGCGUUUGGGAGGCAGCAGGGAGAUCACAUUCAGCCUGAGGCGAUCGCGUGCAGACGACGAGAGCGAUCCGAAGGACGCGAGGAAGUGGGGGGACCAAAGAAACCGGCGUGAUGUGAAGUCGCUGAAACUUCCACGCCCUGGCGGCGGCCGAAGUGGAUUUGGUGGCCGUGGUGGAUUUGGCGGACGAGGUGGAUUUGGCGGUCGAGGUGGAUCCGGCGGUCGAGGUGGAUCCGGCAGUCGAGGUGGAUUCGGUGGUCGAGGUGGAUUUGGAAGAGGGGGGCGUAGCCAUGGCUUUGGGGGUCGAGGCGGAUCUAGCGGUCGAGGCGGUCGCGGGCAGCAAUGAUGAAGGUGGCCGUGAUUCGUUUCUUUUUUGUUCAGCUUUUCCUCUGUGCUCGCACUCUCAUUCAAAUGUCGAAUUUGAAAUUGCUUCUUGUUUCGCCGCUUUUUGGUGGUCCAGAUUUUGCACUUGGACCACAUUUGCAGUCAGGUGCGUGAACUUGGAGAGAAAAGCAGAUGCCCCCAGCUCAGCUUGCCGAGGUGGGGGCAUCCUCGCAAACUCGCAUCGUUGCCAACUCUGUACCUCUGGCUGGUACCGUGAGGUACCGGCAGUACCAGGGUAUAGCAGCCUGGAACCAACUUGCUGCUGCACCGAAGGAAGAGCAGAGGGAGUGGUAGAAAGCCAGUGAGGGAGGAUCUGGUUGCUUGGUGUACCGAUCGCGGUUCAAAGCGAUUGAGCAGCUACCGUCUUCCCCCGAACAUAACGCAUCCUAAAAAUGAAUGUAUACGAGCUAUAUUUCCGGCCAGAUACAGCCAAAAUGAGGGUGUAUUGUGCUCGGGGGUAGACGGUAGUAUCUUUGUGUACAAAUGUUUCAGUGGAUUUGUACCACGGACGAUCUGGCACUAUAAUGCACAGGCACUGAGGAUCUGGUACUCUGGUACUCUGGUGCAAAGGACCUAGUACUAUCGUACAGAGGAUCUGGUACUCUGGUACUAUGAUGCAUACGAAGGUACUCAGGAUCUUGUACUAUUGUACAAGGGCGACGAUGAUCUGGUACACAGGCAGUGAGGACCUGGUACUAUGGUACAAAGGCAGUGAGGAUCUUGUACCAUGGUAAAGUGUUGCUGAGGAUCCGGUACCAUGGUACAGAGGCUAUGAGGAGGACUUGAGGCUCUGAGGAGGACCUGGAACCAUGGUACAAAGGCAUUGAGGAUCUGGUACUAUGAUAGAUUUGAAGGCACUCAGGAUCUGGUACUAGGGUACAAGGGCGGCGAUGAUCUGGCACGAAGGCAGUGAGGACCUGAUACUACGGUACAAAGGCAGUGAAGAUCUGGUACCAUGGUACGGACUCUACUACAGAGUUGGUGAGGAUCUGGUACCAUGGUACAAAGCCUCUGAGGAUCUGAUACAAAGGCCUGUGCAUUUGGCAUGCUAUGGUACGAAGGCACCAAGGAUCUGGUACUAUGCGACAGAGAUGCUGAGGUACGCCGGCACUGAGGAUCUGGUACUCUGGUGCUCAGGCACUGAGGAUCGGGGACCACGGGGUCCCUCUGAACGGCCAUUGUGAAAUCAAGACUCUGAUACCCUAAAGGUACCAGGUUGGUUGUAGAAGUCUUUGCUGGCACCUUUCUUCUAGUCCCAUUUCAGUUGGGACUUAGUGGGAAGUAGUGGCUGAUAUCUGGGUUGAGAGCCUUAGAUCGAUAUCGUUGCAACUUUCGACUAGAGAAAGCAGCUGAGUACCAAUUAAGUACCAGGACAGUAUUCACGAAGGUGCCAGCAAAGAGUUCGGCAUCUUGAAUGCUGUCAGUGGUGUAAGGUAGCACAAAGUGAGGAGACAUCGAAGCAGGACUUUCGACUAGAGAAAGCAGCGAAGUACCCGAAUCUCUCUGCGUGUUUGAGCCCGUGGUCCCAGAUCCUCAGUCUCUGAGCACCACUGUACCAGAUCCUCAGUGCCUGGUACUCGGUUGAGCUUGAGCCUUUGUUUGUACCUUGGCCUGUAUAAGCCACAGUCGCGGAGUUCAGUUGUAUCGGAGUCCUAGCAGUAGAGUCAGUCGAACCUUUGUUUGUACCUUGGCCUGUUUAAGCCACAGUCGCGAUUUUGAACGGAGUCCUAGCAAUAGAGUCAGUUGUUGAGUGUAAGCCACAGUCGCGGAGUUCAGAAUCUACAUAGUUUUUCGCUGUACGAAGCUUUGAUCCUUCGACCUUCGUGUCCGACAUGAGAACAUUAUCUUCAAGAGCAGGAAGAGGGGUACGGUGUCAAGGGCAACACUUGUAGUUCCACUCCAUAG
Molecule: messenger RNA, 4122 nt
Organism: Chara braunii
Lineage: Eukaryota; Viridiplantae; Streptophyta; Charophyceae; Charales; Characeae
Source: the annotation of a GenBank genome assembly